GGACUGCCAGGAGAUGCCUCAAAGGCCACUAGGGGGCGAGAGUCCUGCGGUUCAGAGAGCUCAGUCUGCCCCUUACCAGAGGGUGAGCUAGGGGAAAUAUAUGGGGAUUGAGAGAGUAUGGGGAUUGUGAUAGUUGACUAUUGAAUAGCCUGUCUUGCAACUUGUUGAGCCUGUUGUGUAAGAGUGCGGCAGCAGAGAUAAGUAUCUUUUCCCUCAGAAUAAGCAACUCUCCGCCAGAUGCAAUAGGGCGAUAACGGCUGAUGAUUGUGGAAGAUACAGCUCAAGUGCAAAGCUGCACAGAAUUACAAUUUUUAAUUGAGCCAUAUUACUUUUAAGACUUUUAACUGUAAGAAAAUCACUUUGAUUUACAAAUCUUAUUGGAUAGGUUUCAUGACACUGUACGUUAUUUGUAAGGGUCAUUUAUGCAAGAUAUUAUUUUGAACCCUAGGCCUAUAUCUCUGACUUUUGAGCUUUGAUUCUGGAAUGUUUCAAUAUUCAAGCCGGUAACCUACAUUUCUGAACAGUGGCUAUGGGAGGCACCAACAAUUAGCAGUUUCUAUUGCAUGGAGUGAAUGUUUGAUUUUAGAUGUAGACUAUGUAAAAAAAUUUCUCUCCUCAGGUCAAGAAGAUGUCUUCGCCAAGUCGAGUGCUCGUCAUUGCACUGGCACUGACUCUGUACAUCGUUGAAGUGGCCUCGGCAGAAACACUAUGUGGAGGAGAACUGGUGGACGCUUUGCAGUUUGUCUGUGGAGAUACAGGAUUCUAUUUCAGUAGGUUUCACUUAUUUCCAUUUUAACUUCAAUAUUUUAUUUCCGUUUUCAUUUCUUUUGGCUUUUCAACUAAAUGGAAUGUCUCUUUCUCUGGUGUUCCUGUGUGCACGUGCAUGUUUGUCACUGUGUUUGGUAUGCGCGUGCUGUCACUCUCUCACACACACCACUUCACUUGCUAAUAGCCAGCUGUGCUUCACUGUGAUGUGUCUGAAGACACACGUGAUACUGCCGAGUGGACGCAUUCUGCUGCUAUAGUCUACCUCUGAUUGCAUAUGAAAGAGCGGUGAGGACAGAAGGCACACACAUAGUACCCAAAUGGACACUGAGGGCCGCUUAUUUAGCAGACGGUCUUAUCCAGAGCGACUUACAGGAGCAAUUAGGGUAAAGUGCCUUGCUCUAUUACACAUCGACAGAUUUUUCACCUAGUCCGCUCGGGAUUUCGAACCAGCAACUUUUCAGUUACUGUCCCAAUGCUCUUAAACACUAGGCUAUCUGCCGCCUGUUACUAGCGCAUUCCGCACGGGAAAGUAAUAGCACCCAAGAGGCAUACCACUCACCUCACCACAAAUCUACCCAGGCUAUAGGCAACCACGCUGCGUUUGAUCUAGAUCUGAAGGAUUUAAUUAUUUCAUUGAGCAAGGAUUAUUACUACAGUACUAUUAUUAAUAGUUGUAUUGCUCUUCUAGUAGACUUAAUCUAGAUCUAUACCAGUAACAGCUUUGUGAUUGUUAUUAUUAGCUGACCUAAAAUGCAUUUUAACAAUUCUAACUAUUAACAUGCAGUAUGUAGAACUGAGAGGGUUCCUCUCCUGUCCUCUCUUCCCCUGUCCUCUCCCCCUCCUUUGCCCUGACACAGACAGCAAAAACAAAAGUUGAACAACGCAACUUAUUCAAUAUUUGUCAUCUCCCACCCACUGGCAUUGACAAACAGUCUGCUUCUUUGAGUUGCUGCUUGCCAUGGAAGCCCUCUGUCUACCCAGAGAGGUCAUUAUCCAAUUUGGACUAACAUGGAUGGGCUCCCCCCUCCUCCUCCCUCUGGUUCACCCUUUCUUUCUAUCUCAUGUUCCUCUCUUCCUGUAAUCAAAUACUGGCCUUGCCUCUCCUGAGGUUUCUUCAACAUUGUGUAUGGGGUGAAGAAGGACUUCAAACAAGGUCAUUGUUGAUCGUGGAUAGAAUUCCCCUGUGCUAUGACUUACUUAACCCUCCGCCCACACUUCUCUCUCUCUCUCUUGCUCUCUCUCUCUCUUCUCAUACCCUCGCUAUCUCAUACCCUCUCUAUCUCUCCUUUAUCAUCCCUCUCUCUCUCUCUCUCUCUCUCUCUCUCUCUCUCUCAUGUCUUCUCAGUCACCCUUUUCCUUUCUGCCUCCCUUGCAUUAUCUACCUAUUUGUUGGAGACACACUCUCUCUCUCUCUCUCUCUCUCUUGAUCUUUAUGUGCAUUUCUCUACAUUCUUUAUUCCUCUCUUCUUCUGUUCCUCUCCCUCACUAUCUAUCCCACCUCUCCUGUCUUCCCCUAGUAUUUCAGAUGUCUGUGGACUCUCCCCCCUCUCUCUUCCCUUUAUCUCUGCUGAGUUGGCAAGGGACAAGGUCAAAGGAUGGCAUCCAUGUUGUUUGUUUACUCACCCAAAGAGUGAGGGCUUCAGAUCUAUUUGUAUCUGUGUCUGUACUUGGCUAUGUGUGUCUGUAAUCUCUGUGUCUCUCUUCAUGGCUGUGUAUGUGCUUGGUUAUGUGUCUCUGUGCUUGGCUGUGUUGUAUCUGCCGUCCAGACCUGGUAUAACUAUAGUUGAAACUAUGCUUUGUGGAAAGUUUUUUUUUUUAAUUGGGAGGGGAACAAAAAGUUACUUUGGAGGUGACUACAAAUAUUUGAAUACUGAUCUCAGAAAGUGACUACUUUUUCAAAACUAUUUGAAUACAGAUAUCAGAAAGUAACUACUUUUUUGAAACGAUUUGAAUACAGAGUUAGGAAAGCAACUACUUUUAAAAAUGAUUUGAAUACAGAUCUCAGGAAGUGAUUACUUUUCAGAAACUAUUGGAUUGGCUGCCUUCAACUAAUGGCAGGGCUGUAUCUGGAACUGCAUGCUGAAGAUAGACAUAGAAGGAAUAGAGCACACACAAUCUCCUAUACUAUUCCAAUCUAUUUGGCAGUUAUAUUUGAUCUACACAAUAUAUUUUUAAAUGUCCAUUCUGAAUGACCAUUGCCCCAGGUGUACAUAAUCAAGUCAAACCAAUUAACCAAUGAGAUUUGGUACAGAUACAGUUGAAGUCUGAAGUUUACAUACACUUAGGUUGGAGUCAUUAAAACUUGUUUUUCAACCACUCCACACAUUUCUUGUUAACAAACUAUAGUUUUGGCAAGUCGGUUAGGACAUCUACUUUGUGCAUGACACAAGUAAUCUUUCCAACAAUUGUUUACAGACAGAUUAUUUCAAUUAUAAUUCACUGUAUCACAAUUCCAGUGGGUCAGAAGUUUACAUACACUAAAUUGACGGUGCCUUUAAACAGCUUGGAAAAUUCCAGAAAAUGAUGUUAUGGCUUUAGAAGCUUCUGAUAGGCUAAUUGACAUAAUUUGAGUCAAUUGGAGGUGUAACUGUGGAUGUAUUUCAAGGCCUACCUUCAAACUCAGUGCCUCUUUGCUUGACAUCAUGGGAAAAUCAAAAGAAAUCAGCCAAGACCUCAGAAAGAAAAUUGUAGACCUCCACACAUCUGGUUCAUCCUUGGGAGCAAUUUCCAAAUGCCUGAAGGCACCACGUUCAUCUGUACAAACAAUAGUACGCAAGUAUAAACACCAUGGGACCACGCAGCCGUCAUACCGCUCAGGAGACGCGUUCUGUCUCCAAGAGAUGAAUGUACUUUUGUGUGAAAAGUGUAAAUCAAUCCCAGAACAACAGCAAAGGACCUUGUGAAGAUGCUGGAGGAAACAGGUACAAAAGUAGCUAUACCCACAGUAAAACGAGUCCUUUAUCAACUUAACCUGAAAGGCAGAUCCGCAAGGAAGAAGCCACUGCUCCAAAACCGCCAUAAAAAAGCCAGACUAUGGUUUGCAACUGCACAUGGAGACAAAGAUCAUACUUUUUGGAGAAAUGUCCUCUGGUCUGAUGAAACAAAAAUAGAACUGUUUGGCCAUAAUGACCAUCGCUAUGUUUGGAGGAAAAAGGGGGUCUCUUGCAAGCCGAAGAACACCAUCCCAACCGUGAAGCACGGGGGUGGCAGCAUCAUGCUGUGGGGGUGCUUUGCUGCAGGAGGUACUGGUGCACUUCACAAAAUAGAUGGCAUCAUGAGGAAGGAAAAUUAUGUGGAUAUAUUGAAGCAACAUCUCAAGACAUCAGUCAGGAAGUUAAAGCUUGGUCGCAAAUGGGUUUUCCAAAUGGACAAUGACCCUAAGCAUACUUCCAAAGUUGUGGCAAAAUGGCUUAAGGACAACAUGGCUUAAGGACAACAAAGUCAAGGUAUUGGAGUGGCCAUCACAAAGCCCUGACCUCAAUCCUAUAGAAAAUCUGUGGGCAGAACUGAAAAACCGUGUGCGAGCAAGGAGGCCUACAAACCUGACUCAGUUACACCAGCUCUGUCCGGAGGAAUGGGCCAAAAUUCACCAAACUUAUUGUGGGAAGCUUGUGGAAGGCUACCCAAAACGUUUGACCCAAGUUAAACAAUUUAAAAAGCAAUGCUACCAAAUACUAAUUGAGUGUAUGUAAACUUCUGACCCACUGGGAAUGUGAUGAAAGAAAUAAAAGCUGAAAUAAAUCAUUCUCUUUACUAUUAUUCUGACAUUUCACAUUCUUAAAAUAAAGUGGUGAUCCUAACUGACCUAUGACAGGGAAUUUUUCCUAGGAUUAAAUGUCAGGAAUUGUGAAAAGCUGAGUUUAAAUAUAUUUGGCUAAUGUGUAUGUAAACUUCCGACUUCAACUGUAAGUAUAAAUAAGUUGUGACACUCAACUACUGUGUGACCUUUCAGCAUGCCACUGAAAAGGUUGAAAGCUGCAAUACAUGUUAUGAUACCUGAAAAUACUGCAGAGAAAUUCAAAGCCAUGUACAAACAUUGCAAACAGCAAGUUGGAUGCUUAGCAAAAACACUUGUUUCAAACACACACUAUACCAUAUUUAAAGGGAUUGUUUACUCAGAAUACAAAUUAACAUGAUUUUCCACCUACCUUGGCUGUAGUUGAUUCAAGAAGGCAGUUUUGGGAAAUUGAGUUUCCUUUCGACACUUAAUAGCCAUGUUUUGUUACUGUUAGCAUUCUCAGUAGCACUUAACAUUCAACUGUUCUUGUACCUGUGUAAUAAAACUGUAAUUACUUUUGGAGCAACAUUUUAUUAACAUGUUGUUACAUAAUACGUUGGUAAUUACAUAGCAAUGAGCUGAGAGUUUUUGUAAAUACUGUACACAAGAGGAAUAGUGUCUAUUCCUCAUUCCACUUCUGUAACAACUCCAUUAUUAUGCAAUUAUGAAGCAAUUUCCAAAGUCCUAUGUAACAACAAUUCGCUAAUGUAAUAAUCGCAAAGUUACUACACAUGUGUAAGAACUUGAUGUCAAGUGUAUCUGUAUUACCUUACAUCUCACUCUUACGAAAAUCUAUUUGUAAGUAAUUUUGAACCUGCACAAGUGGUCCUCUCUAAUGUUGAAGUUAUUCCAUGUCCCUCAUGUAUUUAAUUCUAGGCUAUAUUAAGAUUUAUAUCUGAGAGCCCUCCAAACUAUGUGCUAAUGAUCAUAUUUAUACUAAUUCAACUAACUGUUGUAGUUUUUGGUUCUUCAUCAAAUAAUUGUCAGUCAUCAAAUAACAUUUUUGUUUUGUUUUCAAAUAACUUGCAUAUAUUCAAAUAGCUUCAAAUAUGAUGUGGUUUUCUGAGACCUGUAUUUGAAUAUCCCAAAAAUAUAGUUACAUUUGAUUUGAAACUCUAUAUUUAACAAUUUGAGAAUUUGAAAAGUUGGUAUUUCCAAAUAAACUACAAAAUACAACUAUUUUCUGCCCAGGUCUGCUGCAGUCUCCAGUGUGUGAGGAGUGUUUACUGAUGUAUUUACCCACUAAAGGACUUCUGGAUGUCUCAAUUACUGUAGAUACCCUGACAAGAUUACCACUUCCACAAACAAACAAACAAACAUAUAAACAAGCAAACAAACAAACAUCAACUUCUGUCAGAGUUGGCCUCAGAUAGCCUUUCAUCCUGUGUUUGGACAAAGUGAAGUGGAUUUGUCACUUGGUGGAAAACAUUAUGGAUUUGAUGGAUUUGACCAAACUGCCAAUGCCGCUAUCUUGAUUCACUUCAUUGCCUCAUGUCCUAAUGAUUUCUCUCUCUCUCUCUUUCUCUCUCUUUCUCUCUCUCUUGCUCUCCAUCCCUUCUUCUCUCUCUCUGCAGGUAGGCCAACCAGCAGGUCUAACAGCAGACGCUCCCAGAACCGUGGGAUCGUGGAGGAGUGUUGUUUCCGUAGCUGUGACCUCAACCUGUUGGAGCAGUACUGUGCCAAACCUGCCAAGUCAGAGAGGGACGUGUCAGACACCUCUCUGCAGGUCAUAUCCAUGGUGCCCACACUCAAACAGGUACGACAAUAACCUCUUAGCAAACCUGUAUAGGAAAACCAGGAAACCAUCCCUACUUGUCCUCAUCUGUCCUUGACCUGUCCCUGUGUCCAUAUACACUACCGGUCAAAAGUUUUUCAAACACCUACUCAUUCAAGGGUUUUUCUUUAUUUUUACUAUUUUCUACAUCGUACAAUAAUAGCGAAGACAUCAAAACUAUGAAAUGUACAUUUUAAUUUACGUCAUUUAGCAGACGCUCUUAUCCAGAGAGACUUACAAAUUGGUGCAUUCACCUAAUGAUAGCCAGUGGGACAACCACUUUACAAUUAUUAUUUUUAGAGUAUAUUUUUAAUUUUAAUUUGUUUAAUAUAUACAUAUAUAUACAAAAAACUUCAAGCGCUAUAAUGAAACUGGCUCUCAUGAGGACCGCCACAGGAAUGGAAGACUCCGAGUUACCUCUGCUGCAGAGGAUAAGUUCAUUAGAGUUAUCAGCCUCAGAAAUUGCAGCCUAAAUAAAUGCUUCUCAUAAUUCAAGUAAUCAACAUCAACUGUUUAGAGGAGACUGUGUGAAUCAGGCCUUCAUGGUCAAAUUGCUGCAAAGAAACCACUUCUAAAGGACCACAAUAAUUAGAAGAGACUUGCUUGGGCCAAGAAACACGGGCAAUGGACAUUAAACCCGUGGAAAUGUGUCCUUUCGUCUGGAGUCCAAAUUGGAGACUUUUGGUUCCAACCGCCGUGUCUUUGUGAGACGUGAUGUGGGUGAACGGAUGAUCUGCGCAUGUGUAUUUUCCACCGUAAAGCAUGGAGGAAGAGGUGUUAUGAUGUGGGGGUGCUUUGCUGGUGACAAUGUCUGUGACUUAUUUAGAAUUCACACUUAACCAGAAUGGCUACCACAGCAUUAUGCGGCCAUACGCCAUCCCAUCUGGUUUGGGCUUAGUGGAACUAUCAUUUGUUUUUCAACAGGACAAUGACCCAACACACCGCCCGGCUGUGUAAGGGCUAUUUUACCAAGAAGGAGAGUGAUGGAGUGCUGCAUCAGAUGACCUGGCCUCCACAAUCCCCCGACCUCAACCAAAUUGAGAUGGUUUGGGAUGUGUCGGAUAUCAGAGUGAAUGAAAAGCAGCCAACAAGUGCUCAGCAUAUGUGGGAACUCCUUCAAGACUGUUGGAAAAGCAUUCCAGGUGAAGCUGGUUGAGAGAAUGCCAAGAGUGUGCAAAGCUGUCAUCAAGGCAAAGGGUGGCUAUUUGAAGAAUCUCAAAUCUAAAAUAUAUUUUGAUUUGUUUAACACUUUUUUGGUUACUACAUGAUUCCAUAUGUGUUAUUUCAUAGUUUUGAUGUCUUCAUUGUUAUUCUACAAUGUAGAAAAUAGUAAAAAUAAAGAAAACCCUUGAAUGAGUAGGUGUUCUAAAACUUUUGACCGGAAGUGUAUUUCCCCACAUCUCAUCUGUCUCCGUUCCACUGCAUACUGAACCCAUAUGCCCCCGUCUAUGGGAGCAGAAAUAAAGCCAUAGGUUGUGUUUUCCACCUGCUGACCGAGGUGGAAAACGACAGGGCCCGAGAGUACAUUUGGGUAGAGCGGAGCAGGGUCAACUGCAGGUGUGUGUGAGUGUAUGUGUGAAUGUUUGUAUGUUUGCGUGUGUGUGUGUGCCUGUUUCGGUUAAUAAGGUCACAACUGGCGAGGAAGUGAGCAGAUUAGAAAAUGUUGUGACGCGUUACACUGACUGUUAGGAUCUGAUUCAUACAGCCUCCUUCAAGAUCCUUUUUUUAACAUUUGCAGUGUGCCUCGAUUAGUCACGGAACACUAGAUGCUUCAAAACUCACAUACAUUUGGCACCCUUCGCCGAAACAGCACUAACUACCUAGCCCUGAGAAACAAUGUGCUGUAAAUCAUGUCAAAAUUAAGCAUACAAACAAAAUUGAAAUGAAGCUGCAGGCUUUUGAAUUUUGUCAACAACAAUCUCAACUGUGGGCAGCGUUCCAAACCUCUUACUGUAAAUGUCUUCCUCUUCUCGUCUCCUGUUCUUUAUGACUACCCCCUCAGGGUUGGAUUGAUAUCCCUCCGUUUUAACGUUCACCUGCCAUUUCAUUUCAACAUCAGUUGGUUGCAAAAGAAGGAGAAGGUGAUAGGACUAUUUAGAACUGCUAAUGACUGUUUAGCACUAUUAAGUAAAUUUGAGCAACUUUCUUUACGACUCUUUCAGGCUAAGCAUAGGGCUGUUGAAGACUAAUGGUUCUCGUCUACUACGUGUUGUGAGUGUGAGGCGGAUAUGUUCGGACACAUCCCCAGUCUCUCUCUCUCUCACACACACUCUCUCUCACACUCUCUCCCUCACACUCUCUCUUACACUCUCACACUCUCUCUUACUCCGUUUCCCUUGCUCUCUCUUCUUUCUCUCUCUCUUUCUCUCUCUUUCCCCCAGCUGUUUUGUGUGUGUAGGAAGAAAGAGACACAGAGUACUCUCAAAGUGGCAGGACCAAAACAAUCCAUUUAGGAGGAGUACUAGUCGUAGAUAAAUUCUGCCCCCACCCCACCCAAUCUCCGUGUCUCUCUCGUUCUGUCUCUCUCACAUAUAUGCACGCAUGCACGCAGGCACACGCACAUGCACACACACACAUACACACACACACAAACAAUCCCCCUCUGCCUCAGCCUUGGGGAUUUCCCAGUCUCCCUGUUUUAAGGAGUUGGCCAGGGAUGGUGUUCAACCGGAAUGUGUUUACUGCCACAAUGUGUGUUUGUGUGUGUGUGUGUGUUGGGGAGAAGGGGUGGGUUAGCUAAAGGGUCAUUUAGUGAACAAUUAAUGUCUGGUCUCCCAUAUGCGUUGAGUGAGUAUCCCGCAUUCCCUCAGACAUGAUAGACGUUGUAAUCAGAAUCGGCAGCUACCUUCAGUGUAUGGUGGGCACCCAAUGUGCCGACAAAUAUUUUAACCCCCCCCCCCCACCCUCCCUCUCUCUCUCUCUCUCUCUCUCUCUCUCUCUCUCUCUCUUUCCUGACUCCACAGGAUGUCCAAAGAAAAUAUGUGACCAUGAAAUAUUCUAAAUACGAGGUGUGGCAGAGGAAAGCUGCUCAGCGGCUCCGGAGAGGUGUCCCGGCCAUCCUCAGGGCCCGGAAGUUCCAGAGGCAGGCAGAGAAGAUCAAGGCCCAGGAGCAGGCGAUGUUCCACCUGCCCCUGAUCACCCUGCCCAACAAGCUUCCCCCAGUCCUGUACCCCACGGACAAUUACGUCAGCCACAGCGAGCCUCCCAACCAGCACCCCAACCCCCCCCAUCGCAAGUCCUUUGCACAG
Messenger RNA from Coregonus sp. 'balchen', 9568 nucleotides. The record is from the annotation of a GenBank genome assembly. NCBI's taxonomy places the organism in Eukaryota, Metazoa, Chordata, Actinopteri, Salmoniformes, Salmonidae.